This is a messenger RNA of Cervus elaphus (red deer), 2215 nucleotides long. RefSeq names its product cystathionine gamma-lyase (gene CTH). Gene Ontology annotation, cellular component: cytoplasm. NCBI's taxonomy places the organism in Eukaryota, Metazoa, Chordata, Mammalia, Artiodactyla, Cervidae. The record is from RefSeq and is a predicted model, not a curated record. The coding region runs from base 178 to 1464 and encodes 428 amino acids. Gene Ontology annotation, biological process: transsulfuration. The transcript is spliced from 11 exons. Gene Ontology annotation, molecular function: pyridoxal phosphate binding; cystathionine gamma-lyase activity.
GUUAAUAAAGUCCCAGCUACAGCGGGGUAGGGUUCGGCUCUAGUGCACUCGCAGCUGAAUCCCCCUGCGUGCCUUUACCUCCCAUUCACCUGAUUCUUCUUUUUCAAGUUCUGACGCAUCCGUUUCAUAGUUUUAUCUUCCUCGCUCUUUUACUCUUUCCUUUCUUCGCAGCUCAGCAUGCAGGAAAAAGAAGCCUCCCCACACGGAUUCCUGCCUAGGUUCCAGCAUUUCGCCACGCAGGCCAUCCACGUGGGCCAAGAACCGGAGCAAUGGACCUCCCAGGCUGUAGUGCCCCCCAUCUCGCUGUCCACCACGUUCAAGCAAGGGGCUCCUGGCCAGCACUCGGGUUUUGAGUAUAGCCGUUCUGGAAAUCCCACCCGAAAUUGCUUGGAAAAAGCAGUGGCGGCACUGGAUGGGGCUAAGUACAGUUUGGCCUUUGCUUCAGGUUUAGCAGCCACUGUGACUAUUACCCAUCUCUUAAAAGCAGGAGACCAAAUUAUUUGUAUGGAUGAUGUGUAUGGAGGUACAAACAGGUACUUCAGGCAGGUGGCAACUGAAUUUGGAUUAAAGAUUUCUUUUGUUGAUUGUUCCAAAACCAAAUUGCUAGAGGCAGCUAUUACACCAGAAACCAAGCUUGUUUGGAUUGAAACCCCCACAAACCCUAGCUUGAAGAUGAUUGACAUUGAAGCCUGUGCACAUACGGUCCAUAAACAUGGAGACAUCAUUUUGGUUGUGGAUAACACUUUUAUGUCAGCAUAUUUCCAGCGGCCUUUGUCUCUGGGAGCUGAUAUUUGUAUGUAUUCAGCAACAAAAUACAUGAAUGGCCACAGUGAUGUUGUAAUGGGCUUAGUGUCGCUGAAUUCUGAGAGCCUUCAUAAUAGGCUCCGUUUCUUGCAAAACUCUCUUGGAGCAGUUCCAUCUCCUAUUGACUGUUACCUCUGCAAUCGAGGUCUGAAGACUCUACAGGUCCGCAUGGAGAAGCAUUUCGAAAAUGGAAUGGCAGUUGCUCAGUUUUUGGAGUCGAAUCCUCAGGUGGAAAAGGUUAUUUAUCCCGGGCUGCCUUCUCAUCCUCAGCAUGAGCUAGCCAAGCGUCAGUGCACAGGUUGCCCGGGGAUGAUCACCUUUUAUAUCAAGGGCUCUCUUCAACAUGCUGAAACUUUCCUCAAGAACCUAAAGUUAUUUACUCUGGCUGAGAGCUUGGGAGGAUAUGAAAGUCUUGCUGAGCUUCCGGCAAUCAUGACCCAUGCAUCAGUGCCUAAGAGCGACAGAGAAGUCCUUGGAAUUAGUGAUACACUUAUUCGACUCUCGGUGGGCUUAGAGGAUAAACAAGACCUACUGGAUGAUCUAGAUCAAGCUUUGAAGGCAGCUGUAAGUUUUGUUUUAGUUAUGUGUGUGUUUGUGUGUGCAUGUGUGUGUGUGCUUAAUCUUGAUGGUGGUGGGGGGGGGGAGUCACUAUGUUUAUAGAGUGUCCUCACUGUUCUCUCUGUAAAGGUUUUUUCUUCUCUUAUUACAAUAAUGUGUAUAAAUGUGCAAGGAACUCAGUCCAAAGUGCAGAUUUAAAAGAAGGUAGUCAUCAGAAAAGAAUUCUUGGAGGAGGUGAAGUCUUCUGGAGGUUUAAUAACAUACUUUUCUUGUGCACCAUUAAUACAGCACCCUCCAAAUGCAAGCUGCAACUAGCAUCCCAGAACUGCUGUUGGUGAUUGCUUCCUGAGACGAUCAAAUCUGAAUAAUUGAAUGGAUCAUUAAUGAGCCUCCACAGAAUUUUCAAAUGAAAAUUUUAAGGCACCUCAUUACCUUUCACAGCUAUAAUCUUCUUGGAUCAUCCCUGUUUAAAAAAUCUCCUCUUUCCUUUAUUGUAGUUGACAGGUCAAUUCUGUUCAGAUCUUUUUAUUAAUUUUGAUAUACAUGUGCCUCUGAAGGAGGUGAGAUUUGUGCUGCUACUGGGGAUUGUGUUCUUUUUUUCAAGUUGAAGAUUUAUAUUGAUCAUGUUUACAAUAUAAUGGUAAUGCAUUUUUGAUGUUUUCUGAGGAAUUUAAAUUAUUGAAUAAAUGUUCUUAAGUCAAGUGUGAUUUUUGUAUUGUUGAAAAUAGCACUCAAAGCAAUGGUUUACACUUAUCAUAAGCCAAAAAUCAAAUAUCUGAAAAGUCUGUGAAAUUCUACUGAUUUAAGGUUGUACUUACUAUUUUUUUAAGAAUAAAUCUAAUUGCCACAUGUA